AUGGCCGCUUUGGUGCAAACCAUUCCGCAACAGAGCGGUACCGUACCUGUCCUUCAAACUCGACCAUCUUCGUCUCAUUCUCAGCACCACACCACCAUGUCGUGGGUCGGGGGCUCCGCGAACCCGCGAGCCAAUGCGCCCGUGGCGCCUUACGCGUUCAACUCCACGCCCAACCUCCACCACCACCAUCAACAACAACCACAACACCAGCCUUAUCCUCCCCAUCUGCGUCCAGAGCACCGAGCCCUGUCUGCGCCUGCGGCCCAGAUGCCCGUCUACCACCACUCUCAGCCCCCUCGAUUCGGGAAUCACCCUGCAGCUGGUUCUGUGUCCUCCACCUCCACUCCUUCCGCCUCGUCCACCACCACCUCCACCACCUCUACUACCUCCUCCUCUACAAACACCAACACCACCGCCGCCUCUUCUCUCCGUUCCUACAUGUCCAAGGAUGACUCCGUCCUUCCCUCGAGGAGUCCCCGCAUCGACACCCCGCUCCGUCCCCUGUCCACCGUCAGUCUGCCACCCCCGGCCUUUAUGAGUAUCUCCUCGCCCACCGUCGGCAAGCCCUCCCCCGAUCGAUACCGUCGGGGACCCAGGCGAGUCGAGAGCGGCUCCUCGACCACGGCCGCAACCCCCGGUACGACUGCCGUGGAUGAUCUGGCCAUGCAGAUCAACAACACCGUCAUUACCCCCGCUACUCCUGCCACUGUGACCACCCCGACUCCCACUGAAACAGCAACAGCAACAACAAUAACCACUGCCCCCACCGUCACUGUCAUCCCACGUGUCCAAAAAGGCCAUACCCGCGUCUCCAGUGCGGACGAGGCUCCCAAGUCCGAGAAGUCGCAACCCGAGCUGGCGAAACGAUAUCGACGCCGCAGUUGGGCCACCAUGGACUCGGUCAAUCUGGCGAACGCUCAACUCCAAGUCCCCGGAGCCCGGAGCCCGUCGUUAGGCCCCGCCGAUUUCCACCCCGUCGAACUCCAUCAACCACAACGUCCUGGCUCUGCCCACUCACAGCACGACAGCACAGGCAGCGUCCACUCGACCCACUCGUCAUCCAAUGACUCGCUCGCUCGCGAUUCUCCCGAUUCGACCACCGUCGCCGCCACCGCCGCCGCCGCCGCCGACAAGACGGCCAAAUCGGACACGGGGAAGCGGACACUCGGUCCGUCGCCGCUAUCCCAACCGACCAGCUCGGAACCGGAACAGCAGCCUCAGCCGCAGCAGACCGGAUCCGCCACCCCAUCGUCCACUGAGAAAGCACCUUCGGCCUCGGCCACAGCGACAGCGGUAGCAGGGGACAGUCUGGCGGCUCAGCGGCUCUCGGAGAUCUCCAGGCUCGAGUCCCACAAGGGCAAGUCCCGGCUGCGGCGGGCGUUCUCCUUUGGCAGCUCGUCGGAACUGCUCAAGUCUCAAGAGCAGAGCAAUCAGUUGAGCAGACGGGAAGCGCGGGCGGCGGAGAAGCUGCGUCGCGAGCAACUCAAGGAAGAACUGGGUCCGGAGCAGGCGGCCAUCGCUGAGCAGCAGGAAGCCAGUGGCUUGGGCGAGAGCAUCUACUCGCACCACCAGGGGUUUUUCCACGGCUCGACGGAUAAUAUCUCCAUCUCCUCCACCGCCUCCUCCGCGUCCAUCAUGCUCCGCAAGAUGGGCAAGGGGGUGAAACGCUCCACCCGUUCGCUCGUCGGCUUGUUCCGUCCCAAGUCUAUCGCCAGCGCCUCCCCGUCCGAACCCGUGUCGACCGUUGCCCCUAUGGCUCCACAGCUGUCCAUGGUGAAUAUCGAGGCGGAUCGCAAGGACCUCGCCACCAAUGCCAAUCCACAGGACCUCACCUUCAGUACCAGCGUCUUCUCUAAGGUCGAUCUCUCCUCAUCGGCUCCGGACUCGACUCAUCACCAUCCAGUCGCCGGCGACAAGGUUAACAGCAAUAGCUCCAACAACAACAACAGCAGCAGCAGCAGCAACAACAACAAUAACAACAACAACAACGGCAGCAACUCGCGGAAGAGCAUCGUUGGCGGGGACCGGGAACGUGCAGAGGUGCUGGCGGCGGUGCGCAAAGGAAUUUUGAAGAAGACUCAUUCGGAUCCUGGAGCGACCGCGUCGCCGCGCAUCGACCAUGGCGGUGACUCCCCCCACUCGAGCGCCCCGAGCACCCCAGAAGACCAGAGCCGUCCAGACCAACGACGCCGCGAUUCGAUCAAGAUCGCGGGCGAGGAUUACUUCCUCUCCGCCGAGGGUCGAUUCGCCGGCGCGGAGACCAAGAGUGCCCCCAUCACCCCUCAACCGGUGGCUGGGCGGAACAUUGUCUUCAGCCCCCGUAUCCAGUUCCAUGAGACCUGGCCGAGCGGCGAGUACGAUCGUCGCGGCGAGAUUGCCACCUGCAACCGUCUGACCCCUCUCCUGGCUCAGCAGAUCAAAGAGGAACUCAACACUUUCAAAAUGGAAAUGGAAGUCCAUGAAACCUCCAAGAUCUACACGCACUUCCUUUAA
Molecule: messenger RNA, 2493 nt
Organism: Penicilliopsis zonata CBS 506.65
Lineage: Eukaryota; Fungi; Ascomycota; Eurotiomycetes; Eurotiales; Aspergillaceae
Exons: 2
Coding region: 1-2493 (830 amino acids)
Biological process (GO): actin cytoskeleton organization
Molecular function (GO): actin binding
Source: RefSeq, a predicted model, not a curated record